Messenger RNA from Anopheles nili, 675 nucleotides. RefSeq names its product U6 snRNA-associated Sm-like protein LSm4. Gene Ontology annotation, molecular function: U6 snRNA binding. Lineage: Eukaryota; Metazoa; Arthropoda; Insecta; Diptera; Culicidae. The transcript has 5 exons. Gene Ontology annotation, biological process: mRNA splicing, via spliceosome; spliceosomal snRNP assembly; nuclear-transcribed mRNA catabolic process. Gene Ontology annotation, cellular component: U6 snRNP; spliceosomal tri-snRNP complex; P-body. The coding region runs from base 1 to 675 and encodes 224 amino acids. The record is from RefSeq and is a predicted model, not a curated record.
AUGGACGUUGCUGCAAAUGUUACGAAUGAAGUUUCCAAGAAACCGCGCGGAACUACGCGCCACUCGCGCCCAUACACGCUGUAUAGUUAUACUCAUCGCAAUUUGAAGAUCAAAUACCGCGAAUUUGGAAGUAGCUGGCAAAAGAAAUCAUGUUACUGCGUCAUGUUCUAUGAGUGGGCACGGUAUAUCAUCGCUUAUGAACCGCGCACAUCUGUACCGCUUCCUCUGUCUUUACUUAAAACAGCGCAGAGUCAUCCUAUGUUGGUGGAGUUGAAAAAUGGCGAAACAUACAACGGACACCUGGUGAGCUGUGACACCUGGAUGAAUAUUAACCUGCGGGAGGUCAUCUGCACUUCAAAAGACGGCGAUAAGUUUUGGCGUAUGCCCGAAUGCUACAUCCGGGGCAGCACCAUAAAAUAUUUGCGUAUUCCGGACGAAGUGAUAGACAUGGUGAAGGAGGACAUGCAGGCGAAAUCACGGAACCGAGCCGAAAUGAACAAGGGUGGACGGAACCAGAAUCAGGGUCGCGGAGGGGGUGGUGGCGGAGGUGUUGGCGGAGGCGGCGGUGGACGCAAUAAUAUGAACGCCAACAAUCGAAACACCUUUGGCGGCAACCGAGGCGGCAAUCGGGCCGGAUUGGGGAACCCGAAUCGAAAUGCACAGAACAAGAAAUAA